Messenger RNA from Bufo bufo (common toad), 7044 nucleotides. RefSeq names its product Rho GTPase activating protein 4 (gene ARHGAP4). Gene Ontology annotation, molecular function: protein binding. Lineage: Eukaryota; Metazoa; Chordata; Amphibia; Anura; Bufonidae. Gene Ontology annotation, biological process: signal transduction; negative regulation of cell migration. Gene Ontology annotation, cellular component: cytoplasm. The transcript is spliced from 24 exons. The record is from RefSeq and is a predicted model, not a curated record. Bases 693 to 3629 code for a protein of 978 amino acids.
UUCUGGGCUUGCUUCAUUAAUAAAUCAUUACAGACAUGAAUAGAAGGGAGGGGGGGGGGCUGCCAUCCAGCAAUGCAUACAGAUCAGGAGACACCAGCAGCAGAUAGGUAUAUAUCUCAUUGACACCUAUAGAUAUGUGAAGGAGGAGGAUGUCUUGCUAGAGACAGCUGGAGACGCACAGAUAUAGAGACAGACAUCAAUCUGUGAUCACACAGAGACAGCUGAGGAGGAGGAGGAGGAGGAGAGGGAGGCGCCUGUGUGCUCAGCUCUGUGCACUGCUCUCAAUGCAGAGGACACUGGCAGCAGCACUGGCCACUGGCUGCAUCACACUGCACUGCACCCCUGUGCCAGGGCACUUCCUGCACACAGUAUCCUGCCAGAGGCACACUGCCUCCCCCCGCUGGGCACAGCACUGUUACAGCACAGCACCUCGCCCUGGCACUUCUUGGCACAGCAUGAAGGUGCAGGGUCCUUUGCUCUGAGACCUGAAGCUGUUGUCUAGUGUCUAAGGUCACCCAACCCUCUCCCCUUCCCCCUCACCCUCCAGGACACUGGACAACUCCAUUCCUCUGAGGACUUGGUGGUAAAACGUCUUCUCGUCUUCUGCUUGAUGGUGAGCUCAUGGAUAGGAGGUGGUGGCACUAGCAGUGAUAUGACAGCAGAUCAGUGAGUGCCAGGCACCGAGCAAAAGGAUGGCGUCUCAUGGGAAGCCAAGGAAAGACAGAACCGCGGACUACGAAAGUCAGUUUAAAGAGAUCCGCAGCCAGCUGAUUGAGCAAGGUAAAUGCAUAGAUUCUCAGGUGGAGCACCGACAACAGCUGCUGCAAGAAUUGAGUGAAUUCCUUCGCAGGAAGGCAGAGAUCAAUCUGGAAUAUUCCCGCAGUCUUGAAAAGCUGUGUGACCGUUUCUCCUCCAAAAUCCGCAACUCAAAGGACCAUCAGAGGAAGGAGCAACCCCUUCUGUCUCCGGUCAACUGCUGGUACCUGAUCCUAAACCACACACGUCAAGAAAGCCGGGAUUAUGCGGCCCUCAGUGACGUGUACAGCUCGCAUCUCAUUCCGAGGCUCGCACAUACAGGGGAGGACCUCGUCCGCCUCACAAAGAAGAGUAAAGACAUUGGCGCUCAGCAGCAGGAGGAUCUGAUGAAGCUGGUGUUGGAGUUGCAAGGCGCCAUGAAGACAUACCAGCUGUAUCACAAUGACUGUCUAAACUCUGAGCACAAACUGCGGGAGGCAGAGAAGCAGGACGAAAAGCGCACAGGCAAAGUAAGCGAGCAGACUGCAAGCUCCCCGGUGGCUGAGAGGGGGCCUAGACGUAGCUCACUGAAGAAGAGCGAGAGGCUGGUUGAGAAGAGGUUGAAAAAGUAUCUUGAGAACAGUCAAAAAUGCACAAAGGCCCGAAAUGAAUAUCUUAUCAACUUGAACACCGUGAACACCAACCUCAAUAACUACUUUAUCAAUGACAUCAGCGACCUCAUUGAUUGCUGCGAUCUUGGCUUUCAUCUGUCUCUGGGGAAGACGUUGCGAGUGUUCCUGCAGGCUGAGGAACGAGUCCAAGCCUCUCGACAGCAAGGUCUCCAGGCUAUUGAAGGGGCAGUUGAUAACUUAGAUGCACAGGCAGACAAAAACAAGAUGAUGGAGAUGCGGGGUGACGCCUUCUGUCCUCCUGCUCGAUUUGAAUUCCACCCCCAUGAGGGUGAUGAGGUGUUGGAGGUCCGAUCUGAGCCACUUUUUCACCAGGAACUAAUCACCAGAUUUCAACAUAUUCAGUCCAGGCUGGAAAGGGAGCAUCUAGAAACUGAAGAGGUGAACAAGACUCUUAAAGCUACUCUCCAGUCCCUACUAGACCUCAUUGGAUCUGAUGACUUUGACUUGUCCGACGCAUUUCAGUCCAGCCAGUCCACCGAGUCCUUAAAAUCCACAGGAUCAGACACCAGCAGUAAGACGAGCACAGCCAAGAGACGGGCAAACCAGCAAGACACGGAGACCUUCCAUGUUACAAAAUUGCAGAAGUAUCUAGCAGGGAGAAGCACUAUAUGUAAAUUACAAGCAAAGCGAGACCGCCUGAAGGAAGCCAUAGAUAAAGCUGCUGAGUCACACAGUAACAUCUCUGGGCUGCAGUCCAACAACAGUAAAUCCCAAAGGGCGAGAAGGCAGAGACCGUCCUCCCAGUAUAGCCACAAACUGUUUAACGGGAAUUUGGAGGAAUUUGUGCAGAGUUCAGGAGAAGCCAUUCCACGGGUAGUGUCCAGCUGUAUCCGUUUCAUAAACUUGCACGGUCUACAGCACGAGGGUAUAUUCCGUGUUCCAGGUUCACAGGUCCAGGUGAAUGAGAUUCGCAGUGCCUUUGAAAGAGGGGAUGACCCAUUGGACUCCAGCUACACAGGGAAUGACGUGGAUUCGGUGGCUGGGGUGCUGAAGCUAUACUUCCGAGGACUGGAAAAGCCACUAUUUCCAAAUGACAUGUUUAAUGAAUUGCUGUCCUCUCUCCAACUGGAGAUCCAGGAUAGGGUCCCACACUUGAAGAAGUUGGUGGCACAGCUCCCCCCUAUAGUCACCCUUGUCCUAAGAUACCUCUUUGCCUUCUUGAACCAUUUGUCCCAGUACAGUGAUGAGAACAUGAUGGAUCCAUAUAAUUUGGCAGUCUGUUUUGGUCCAACAUUGGUUUCCAUCCCUGAAGGACAGGACCCGGUAUCUGUUCAGGCUCAUGUUAAUGAAGUUGUGAAGACUAUUAUCAUUUACCAAGAACGUAUUUUCCCUGGGCCUACAGAACUGGAUGGCCCUGUGUAUGAGAAGUGCAUGACCGUGGAGGAGGAUGAAGAGUACUGUGAUACAUUAGCCCUGGAGGCUACCAUAGAAGAAAGUGAUCAAGAGAUGCAGCAGGAAAUGGCUGUCAGCGAGGAUGAGUUGGACACAGUGGAGGCUUUUGCAAAGUUUGACUACUCAGCUCGAACGCCACAGGAGCUGUCAUUCAAAAAGGGUGACACAAUUGUGGUGCACAACAAGGCCUCUGGUGACUGGUGGAGAGGAGAAACAGCAGGGGUGCGAGGUCUAGUCCCACACAAGUAUCUCAACAUUCCUGAGAGCUCAGAGAAAAAGCUGGAGCAACGUGCUCUCAAGAAGGAAGGAGAGGCGAGCACAGCCAUCACCCCUGAGGAUAUUCUGGUUGAACCUAGCAGGUUACGAGUAAAUUCUGAUAGCGCAUGCUCCCCUAGAAAGCGCAGUGAGGGAAGUCCUAUCAGAAAGAUCAACCCAUUCAUAGAGGCAUCCAGAAUUCCUUUCCCCAUGGCUCACCCUGGUCCAAGGUUGCUAGGUCACAUUGAAAGAAUACCAGGAGACAGAAGGAACCAAAUGGAUGGUAUGCCUAAGGGGACAUUGGCAUUGAAAAGCUGGCAAAGUGACCGGCCACUCAUAGAAGUAGAUAAGGACGUGACAAAAAACAUGGACAGUGUUUUCAAAGAGCUAUUGGGUAAAACGGCGCUGAAACACUGUGUCCCGGAGGAAGUGACUGAACCCACCAAAGCAGGGAAACUCCGGGAGACUAAACCGAAUGCACCAAGUGCAUGCGACCCAGUACGUGGGAGUCCGGCGGCCAAAAAGGGACCUCAAGGAAGAGUAUUUAGAAGAUGAAUUGUAACUUUUGGGGACAAAAAAAAAAAAGGAAAGGAGAAUCCAUUCAUUUCCACAAGCCUCCAUCGGCAUGGGCACAAAUCAGUAUUGGAGCUCUGGACAAUAGAGGAAUGAAGGACGUGUGUGAAUAUUAACCCUACAAGCUCUCUUGCAUUCGUUUCUGUGUAUCAGUCUAUGUUACUGCCAUAAACAAAAGCACAGUUGUGUGAAGCUAAAUGGAGCUUCUCGCCUCCUCCCCUCCCCAAAAGAACCAGCAUGGGCCACUGUCCAACCAAUGGGGAAGCACUGGGGGUAGAAGAUACCUACAUAUAUAGACUGCGUGCUAGCUGCUGAAAGCAGCAGUGGCACCUACCCAAGUCCACAACAUUCAUUUUUAUCCUACUGGCAUUUAGGUCUCCUGGCAUCUAGACCAGGGUCCUAAUCUGCUGAAUGAUACCAGCAGGGUGGCACAAGCACAGCCCGUAAGACCACUAAAGAUCCCCGAUCCAUUCUAGUGAUCAUUCUAAUCAGCCAGCAUAAGAUUCCACAUGUGACUUAAGUGAACAAGCUAGAAGUCUUUCAAUUACUUGCAGGACAAUGGAGAGUCCGUAGACUUUUCAGUAAUUUACGCACAGUAGGAGUUUAGUCGCUUGAUACAACUGCACUGUGUAGCACAGGCGCCGACGACUGGAUUCCAAAUCUAGGAGAUUUGAACGUAUGUCACUAGGUGGCGCCAAAUGCAUCAUUUUACAUUUUCUCUUCUUGCCGUUCUUUUGCAGUUGGGUCCAAUAUAUUCAAUAACACCAUAGUCAUGUGUAAUGACUGCAAACAUUCAACUGCUUAAUGGUGUGGCGAUGGGAGUAGGAGAUGGUGGUUUCCUCUGUUGGAAGAAAACCGCAAAAGUUAAGUAGGGACUGUUUAGCUGGACCCUUUAUACUGUACAAUAUAUAAGACGACCUAAAUGCGCAUCUUUUUGCAUCCAUUGAAGAUGAAGGCACACGUUAUAUGAAAAUGAUGCCCACUGUCUCCCAUGAGGCGAGGGUGGAUGGACUAUAGAGGCAGACCAUGUGGUUGCUAUGAACCCCUUGGACCCAAGGGUCCAGGUCUGGUUGAUGUAGGGGGGUGAGAACCUGUGCAGGACUCAACUUUCUAGAGAAACUGCUUUGUUCGCAGUCAGGCAGAGAGUUAACUCAAGGGUCCUGGGUGGUAAGAAAUGGCUCCAUAUUGGGGGGCCGAUUUUAAUCUUUGCUAAAGGACCCCUAGGUGCACCACUGGUGUAAGUGAGUAGAAGCCCACUGGCACUUCGGUCACUGAGAGGAGGCCCUUUGAGACUGUGUUCAAAAGCAAAUACACCCUAGCCCAGGGAUCAGCAACCUCCGGCACUCUAGCUGUUCAGAAACUACAACUCCCAGAAUGCUCCAUUCACUUCUAUGGGAGUUAGAAGAGCUGCUGAGCAUGUUUGCAUGCUGGGAAUUGUAGCUGGAGUGCCAAAGCUGGAGUGCCGAAGGUUGCUGAUCCCUGCCCUAGUCUUUCUCUAUUAGGGCAUCUUGUAGUAGCCUUUAUUUAAAGGGAUUUCUCCCAUUGAGAUGUACAAUUUCCUCUUGAUGCCCCUGGUAUUGAUACUUAGGCUGGCCAUACACAUUAGAUAAAUGUUGGCCAGACCAGCCAACCAUCUGAUACAUAUGAGGGCCUCAAGGGAGUUAAAGAUCGGGUAGUUAGAUUUCAAUAUGUCCGAUCUGAGUACGACAUGGGCAGUCCAAUGAUUUCAGUAGGAAUGGAGUACUACUCCAUUUCCCCUGUAGUGGCGGUACACAAAAAUUGGACACAGAUUUUAGUAUGAGCCUGUGCGUCUGAGGUACGUGUCAGGAGGAUUUCCAGAUGUAUACCUGCAACCUAUCCCACUGUAUAGACCUCCAGUGGAAUACAUCGUCCAUUGACUUCCAUUUACAGCGCAGUAUGUCGCUCUGCAUAGGAAAGCGUUUCCUAUAUAGUGAAUUAAAAGGUAUGCCCAAAUUACAUCUUGUCAUGUGCUGGGUGUUCAAAGUAUGCACCAAGACCGACUUUAGACACAUGCAUUAUACAAAAAGAAGAUGUGAAUAUAGCCUAACAUUGAGUCCCUGCUUACAAAAAGUGUCAGCUUCUAGCCAGCCAUUGGAUAUGGGCAGCAAGCCCGCUGCCUAUGGGCAGUUUCCAACGAGCGAGUCCAAUGUGAGAAACGCGCUUUGUGUGGACACUCGUGACCUCGCAACAUUAUAAUGAUUUUUAAUGCUGUGUGUCCCUGCCCGACCUCCACUGUAAUGACUUGUGCUCACAUAUUUCAGUGGAGGUCGGGCAGAGACACACAGCAUUAUAAAUUAUUAUAAUGCUGUGCAGUUCUGUCACGGGAGUAGAGUUCACUACAGGAAAUCGCGCUCCCACGCGAACAUGCUAAGAGUACGUUCACAGUUGCCGUUUCUAAAUCUGGCAGGUUCAUUCGGUAGCCUGUUCCAGCAUCAACGCCGACUGUCGGCUGGACAAAUACCGCUGCAUGUAGCGGUAUUUGUCCAUCCGAAACCCAGCAUUUAUUCUGGUAACAGACGGAUCACUACUGGAUCCCAUUAUAGUCAAUGGGGAUCCAGAUCAGGUUACCGGAGAUGUGAACAAGCUCUAAGGCUGCUAUGGGAGAGAACAUAUAUCAGUCAGGUUGCACCAAAUCCCAUUGUAUCCGGAGAUCAGCAGCGCCUAGUCGUUUGGUUAUACCUCUUUUUGUCCCUCAUUUCCAUCCUGUUAGCGGGUGUACUGACCAUUUUAAUUUUCAGAUUUAAUUUUCCCUAUUAUUUUAUGUUUAAAGCCAACAUAUGCAGCAACCAAGAAUCCUACAUAGGAAGAUCGGCUAUAACUCCAGCCAAAUAAACCGCACAAUGUAUACACAAAAUCUUUUUAUUAUCAUCCAUUGUGACAGGAAUGAGACAUCCGGGUCAAUCAGGCAGCUUAUGGUUCAAAUACAUUUCCCACAUUAAUGGCACAAAAGACAGCCAAUGGUUCUGCGGACCUCGCACCUUUCUUAGAUUGUCUGUUCUUGUAGCUUUGCUUGGAUCCCCGCUUUGUGGUUCCCCCCUACAGUGUUACCACCCUCUGUCAUUGCUUCUCCCUGCCAAAUAAAGCGCUCUGGCAGUUGGGUUACCAACGCUCUAGGGUACCCAUGAUCCUAUCCCCCCCCGUGUGUAAUGAGAAGAGCCGUAGACUAUCCAUACCUUACUGUGACCUUCAAGUUGGGGAGAAUAGAUUGACUUCUUGAAAUAUUCGGGGCCCGUGUGGAGUCUUGAAAGAACGUCUGUGGCUAUGGAUGCAUAAGACUAUAUAACCGAGGCCUUGUAUUCUCUACUCCUUCUCCAGUUCUCACCAAAAUACAGCUGUUUGUGCAUACAAUGCCAAUAAAAUAUGGUAUUUAUACCCU